AGGGAGGCGGCCCGUCCAUCGCUCCGUCCGCCCGGCCGACCGACCGACCGACCGACCCACCCCCGGCAGGGCCGGUGUCAUGUCCGGCCUCAACGAGCAGGAGGUGGCCGGCUGCCGGAGCCUGCUGGCGCUUCUGGACACCGAGGAGAUCUUGUCCCUGUGCGACACCAUAACCGGCCGCCUGGUGCAGCCCGAGAGCCGCCAAGAUGCAAUUCAUGCCAUAUUAAGUUACAGUCAAAAUGUAGAAGAACUUCUGAAACGAAAGAAAGUGUAUCGAGAAAUAAUAUUUAAGUACUUGGCGAUGGAAGGAAUCAUUGUGCCUCCAUCUUCUGAAAAGCAUCAUCUUAUUCAACGAGCAAAAAAUCACUGGAACAAGAGGCUGGAGUUGAAAUCGGAACCAGAGGAUGCCUCUAAGCCUGAAAACACCAGUCCACCUAACCAAAACAAAGAUGAUCAGAAAGCUGAUAAAAAGUUUGAUGAGUGCCGCAAGUUGGGAGAAGAAUUCUGCCGGUGGUUUUUUGAACUGCUUAAUUCUCAGAAUCCAUUUCUGGGAUCCCCCCGAGAAGCGUGGGGACCCCAGCACUUCUGGGAUGACGUCAAGCUUCAGUUCUGUUACAACACGUCAGAACAUAACGUACUAGAAUAUUACGGUGCGGAGAUGGUGAGCCUCCGGUUAUUAUCGCUAGUCAAAGAAGAGUUUCUCUUCCUGAACCCCAAUCUGGAUUUCGACGGACUGAAGUGUGCGUCGUCUCCGCACGGGUUGGUUGUUGUGGCGGUUGCUGGUACCGUCCACCGAGGCGAUAAUUGUUUGGGGAUCUUUGAGCAGGUUUUCGGACUCAUCCGUUCCGGUUACGUAGAAAAUACUUGGAAGAUCAAGUUUGUGAACCUGCGGAUUGUUGGGCAGAGCGCUCUCGAGCCUGGAACGGUACUACAAAAACCUUCGAUCCGGUGUGAGUCCCUCGAAUUGGAAGCAAUGUGUAAUAGAAAUGAACUGCGCUGGAGCAGCAGCGGACCCCCGAAUGACGAAAAUGAGACGCUGUGUAGCGAAAACGCUGCAGCUCUUCUUCCAAAACCCUAAACACCGCGUGUGUGUUGAAAUAAAGAGAACUCGUUCUAUGCUGUACACCCUGAAAAGAUUUCCAAGUUGGAACUUGCCUCACUUUUUCUGUGAGUUACUGUUAGGUCGACUGUGAGGUAAAUCUAAAUAUUCACCGUUUUCCAUCCAUUUAGCCGAAUCUUUUGCAGGUAACUACACUGGAUGUCAUCUAACUUCCACUUUAAAUGUGCAUCCAAUUUCUAAGCAGAGGCCAAGGUGUUUAAUAAAUUUCUGAGUUAUUUAA
Molecule: messenger RNA, 1340 nt
Organism: Tachyglossus aculeatus (Australian echidna)
Lineage: Eukaryota; Metazoa; Chordata; Mammalia; Monotremata; Tachyglossidae
Gene: C24H3orf38
Product: chromosome 24 C3orf38 homolog
Exons: 3
Coding region: 80-1078 (332 amino acids)
Source: RefSeq, a predicted model, not a curated record